Molecule: messenger RNA, 2637 nt
Organism: Photinus pyralis (common eastern firefly)
Lineage: Eukaryota; Metazoa; Arthropoda; Insecta; Coleoptera; Lampyridae
Product: dual specificity tyrosine-phosphorylation-regulated kinase 2-like
Exons: 10
Coding region: 211-1902 (563 amino acids)
Biological process (GO): peptidyl-threonine phosphorylation; peptidyl-serine phosphorylation
Cellular component (GO): nucleus
Molecular function (GO): protein serine/threonine/tyrosine kinase activity; protein serine/threonine kinase activity; ATP binding
Source: RefSeq, a predicted model, not a curated record
CGCCGUCGUCAUCGUCAUACUGGUGCAACGCCUUCUCCAUGACCGCACCAAGUUAAUCCGGUAUCAUUAACAAGCUGUGAGUUAAGCACUGCAAAACCGAUUAGUUGCGUACUGCCACUAGAUACUUUUGGUAGCACAUUCGCAGCGCGAUAGGUAAUGUGUUAGUGGGUGAAUUUUUUGUGUGUUAAAAACUGAAUCGUGUGAUUUAAAAUGUUAAUGUUUGAGAGCCCAGCGACCCAUCACCACAAAGAUGUCCUUUCAAAAUAUGGCACGAAACCACAAACCGCAAAUGGAAAGCAUUAUAAAGUGUCGUCUAAAAAUGGAAUUUCCACCUCAAAAAAUACAUACAUCAAUUCAGAGUUGCCGACAUUAGAAAACAGUAAAUCGUCUUCGAGACUUAAUUUGCAAAUUCAAGGCAAAACUCCAUCGACACCGGUCACGCCGUUAGACGAAGGAUUUCCUGCAAUUAACAAUAACUCACGAAGUUACAGCCACCACGCUUCAAACAAUAAUCACCACAAAGAAGACAAUGAAAACUCUCAUCUUCCACUGACGCCUUCAGAGGCAGUACGAUUAUAUGGAAGUCGUCUAACGGAAUACGAAAGGAAUGAAAUUGAGAAAUACUCGAAAAUAUGGUAUCUUGGAUUGGAUGCGUGCAAAAUCCACGGCGAACAUGGUGGAUCACAAAAUGGGGGCUUCGACGACGACAGUGGGAGUUAUAAUAAGGUUCUGCACGACCACAUAAGCUAUCGUUACGAAAUAUUGGAAGUGAUCGGUAAGGGAAGUUUCGGCCAAGUAAUUCGAGCUCUAGACCACAUGACGAACAAGCACGUCGCCAUAAAAAUUAUAAGAAAUAAGAAGCGGUUUCAUCAUCAAGCUCUCGUGGAAGUCCGAAUUUUGGAUCAUAUCCGAAAAAAAGAUAAAGACGGCAGCCAUAACGUUAUACAUAUGCUGGACUAUUUUUAUUUCCGAAAUCACCUCUGCAUUAGCUUCGAACUUAUGAGUCUUAAUCUUUACGAACUAAUAAAGAAGAAUAAUUACCAAGGGUUCAGCUUAAAUUUAAUUAGACGCUUUGCGAAUUCGCUACUGAAAUGCUUAAGGCUGCUACAAAAAGAAAGUAUUAUUCACUGUGAUCUGAAACCGGAAAACGUACUCUUAAAACAGAGAGGAAGUAGUUCAAUCAAAGUAAUAGACUUCGGAAGCUCGUGCUACUCCAAUCAACGAGUUUACACUUACAUUCAGUCGAGAUUUUACAGAUCACCAGAAGUGAUCCUAGGUUUGACUUAUGGUACCCCUAUCGAUAUGUGGAGUUUAGGAUGUAUAUUGGCGGAACUGUAUACGGGUUACCCUUUGUUUCCUGGAGAAAACGAAGUGGAACAGCUUGCCUGCUUAAUGGAACUACUAGGCCCGCCGCCGGAUGACUUAAUUAUUGGCGCAACCAGAAGAAGGUUAUUCUUUGAUUCGAAAGGUAAUCCACGGUGCGUUACAAACACUAAAGGAAGAAAAAGGAAACCUGGUACUAAAAAUUUGGCCAUAGCCCUACGAUGCAACGAUACGCGGUUUCUUAACUUCAUUUCUAAGUGCUUGGAAUGGAAUCCUAGAAAAAGAAUGACACCAGAAGAGGCAUUAAGACACGACUGGAUUCUUCAAUCAAACUCUUCACAAAAAUCGGGCAACAAUGACUUAAGACACAGCCAGUCAGAAGCAAGCGUUGGCCACGACAGCCACUCGAGUAGUGGCGCCUCAGCGGAUGGGUACUCAAAUUAUCGAUCGCACCAUAGGUGUGUCAUAACUAAAUCAAGUGAUAAACUAAAGGCCAAAAUAGAUACUAGAAUAAAUGAUAAUAGAUCUGUAGAUGCGAAUCUAAAUGAUUCGGGAACCUUUUUACCCCCAAUUCUCUAGGCUAAAUGGUCAUCUACGGGCCAAAAAUCUCUCAAUACCACGACCAAAUAAUGUAAUUGUUGCACAGCUUGAAUCAAUCAUAUUGAAAAAAAUACCAUGACUGUGAAAUAUGACUGUUCUUCAAAUUUAGACUCGCAUACCUCCUUUAUGAAUAAUGACAGUGGUUAUAACAGAGAAGCGUUUUUUAAGAGGUACCUACAUUAUAUAAUGCAACAAUUUCUUAACAACAAAUGAAUGUACAUAAAUAUGUUUCUAAUUAUAUGUACCUAUUACUAUCAUUGUGUAUAAAAUCUAUCCUUUUAUCACUUUUGUGUUUUAAUCUAUGGCAUUUUAGUUUCUUGUAUGACUUGUACAAUAUUUAUUUGCCUAUCUCCCUACCGUAAGUUUUUGGCCUAAUAUGCCAAUGUUUUAUAAUCAUAAAUUCCUAUUGUGAUAUAUCUAUGAUAGUUCUGUCGUAUCAGUGUAAUUAUAAGAAAAUUGGAAUAUUAUUACGCAAAAUGUCUGUACUUCCAAUUUUACUUAGUACACAACUGGACUUACCAAAGGGUAGCAGUUGCUCUUUGUAGGAUAUGUGUACAAUUUAGGAAAUUAUGUUGUACAAAUACUUGUACAGUUUUCAUGUCUUGUAACUUCUUAUCUCUGUUGAGUUAAUUGUAACUGUCUUAUUAUUAGUUAUCUAUAGAUAUUAUUUAUGUUACAUAAUAUUUCUUUAAAUAAGACUGAAAUUUAAAAAAG